Molecule: messenger RNA, 2517 nt
Organism: Danaus plexippus (monarch butterfly)
Lineage: Eukaryota; Metazoa; Arthropoda; Insecta; Lepidoptera; Nymphalidae
Product: ATP-dependent RNA helicase DDX42
Exons: 15
Coding region: 207-2483 (758 amino acids)
Molecular function (GO): ATP binding; RNA helicase activity; nucleic acid binding
Source: RefSeq, a predicted model, not a curated record
UUGACAUUUUAGUUUCCUGAAUCCUGAACAAAUCGACGAAAAGUUACCUUUAUAUUUAAGUGUCGUUCCUUACUAAUAAAUUUUAUUAUGUAUACAAUAAAUCUUAAACUCUACAAAUAAUAUAAAACUAAUGAGACCAUUUACGUGGUAACAUAAAGACACUAAUUUGUAAUGUAUGUUUAAGUGCUUGAAUUUAUAACAUCAACAUGAGUUACAAUUCGAGUGGGGGCAAGGGGUUCGGAUUUUCCGGAUUCACGAUGCCAAAACGGAACCCUUCGAACGUUUCACUACACGCUGUUCCUCCGCCUCCUUCCCAAAUGAAUGCUGUCCCUCCUCCGAAUCCCGGGUUAUCGAAGCAGGGUUAUUCAACUAUGAACGCGAUAACACAGAACGCCAUCGGUGGUACUUGGGGUACACUUGGGAAAAAGCGAGCUAAGACUGAAGAUGAGUAUUUUGAUGAAGAUGAUGAGCCUCCGACUCCAGCUCUUGCUUAUAUACCAGCACCAGGGAGCCCUACUAAUGAAGCCAACAGCUCUAGGGCAAAUGAAGAAGAGGAAGAUCCCCUGGACGCGUACAUGGCCGGUCUGGAGAAACAGGCGGCAAAAGAUAUGAAGGUUAGCAAAGAGAAUGCGGUUAGUGGAAAAGGUGAUGCCGGGAGAGGGACCAGAGGAGAUAUUGAUGAGAUGGACGACGAAGAAAGUUACUAUAAAUACAUGGAAGAUAAUCCACUCCAGACAGCCGAUGAUGGCUCCGACGUUGAAAUAGAGUAUGACGAGGAUGGAAAUCCUAUCGCUCCUCCUAAGAAAAAGUUUAUAGAUCCGCUGCCACCGAUAGACCAUUCGGAGAUUCAGUAUGAACCGUUCGAAAAGAACUUCUAUACACCACACGAAGAUAUAGAGAAACUAGAGCAGCAUCAGGUGGAAGAGCUGAAGAAAAACUUGGGGGUCAAGAUUUCCGGACCUGAUCCUCCGAAACCUGUGAGUAGUUUCGGUCAUUUGGGCUUCGAUGAACAGCUGAUGAAGGCUAUUCGAAAGUCAGAGUACACUCAGCCGACGCCGGUGCAGGCGGCUGGCAUACCAGCGGCGCUCUCCGGAAGGGAUCUCAUAGGUAUUGCCCGCACUGGUUCUGGUAAAACGGCAGCAUUCCUCUGGCCACUGCUCGUCCACAUCAUGGAUCAGAAAGAGUUGGCUCCGGGGGAUGGGCCCAUCGGACUCAUACUGGCCCCCACUAGGGAGUUGGCUCAACAAAUAUACAUGGAGGCGAAGAAAUUUGGCAAAGUAUACAACAUCAGAUGUGUUUGUUGUUAUGGAGGGGGGUCCAAGUGGGAGCAGAGUAAGGCUUUGGAAGGGGGCGCGGAGAUAGUCGUUGGCACUCCGGGGCGGGUCAUCGACCUGGUGAAGUGCAAGGCGACCAAUCUUCAGCGCGUCACGUACCUGGUGCUGGACGAGGCCGACCGGAUGUUCGACAUGGGGUUUGAGCCUCAGGUCCGUUCCAUCUGCAGCCACGUCCGUCCUGAGCGCCAGGCCCUGCUGUUCUCCGCGACCUUUCCUCGUCGUGUGGAGCGCCUCGCCCGUGACGCUCUCCACGACCCCGUGCGAGUCCAACACGGAGCGGCCGGAGAAGCCUCCAAGCUGGUGAAGCAACGAGUCACUAUCUUCAAUAAACCGGAAGAGAAGUGGCCCUGGCUGUUGGAGAAUUUAGUCGACUUCCUGUCGUCGGGGAGCGUGUUGAUAUUUGUUACGAAGAAGUUGGAAGCGGAACAGACAGCAGCAAACCUCGGCGUGCAGCAGUAUGACGCGCUGCUGCUGCACGGAGACCUGGAGCAGGCGGACAGGAACAAGGUCAUCACGGCCUUCAAGAGACAGGAGAGCAACAUACUCGUCGCCACCGACGUAGCUGCUCGCGGUUUGGACAUCCCUCACAUCCGCACGGUGGUGAACUACACCGUGGCGCGCGACAUCGACACACACACACACAGAGUGGGCCGCACGGGGAGGGCCGGCGUCCCGGGGACGGCGCACACGCUGCUGUCCCGGGACAGGGACAAGGACUUCGCGGGACACCUGCUCAGGAACCUUGAGGGAGUGCAGCAGGAGGUGCCGGAGGAGUUGAUGCAGCUAGCGAUGCAGUCAACGUGGUUCCGGAAAUCACGGUUCAAGAAGGGGAAGGGCAAGAAUCUGAACAUAGGCGGCUGCGGACUCGGUUACAAAGAGCGUCCCGGGCUGCCCGCCUACAACGACGAGGUGUCUCUCACAGCCAGCGUGGAGAAGACGGUAGAGAAGGCCGGGGGCCCCGCCACCGACCGCCUCGCCUCGCUCAAACAAGCCUUCCGCUCACAAUACAACCAGUUCACCGCGUCGUCGGACCACUCCUGGGAGCAGACGCGGCCCGUCCUCCAGCCGGGGGUGAACGCGCCGGCCAACGCGAACACGGACAAAACCGAGAGACUGCGCAAGAGCGGCAAGAAGAGCCGCUGGGAAUAGUGUACAUACAAUAUAUUACAGUUGAUAUGAUGCC